ACCUGAACGUCGAGCGGCUCAUUCCAGCACGGUCAACCCCGCCGGUAGCAGCACCAGCGGCCGCUUCUUUUCGAAACUUAAGUUUAGAUUUAAACAUAAGUGUCGGCGUUUUAUUUAUUUUUAAGUGAACAUUUUUUGUCUCGUCAUCCCUUUAAACCAACUCUACUCUAAUUUUGUUGAGACAAACGAGGAAACAAAGUUGCUUGCUCUAUAGCCCGGUCGCGCUAACAAAGAAAAAAAAUCCUUUCUCCUCAAAAAAAGAAUCCCCCACUACUCUCUAGUUAUGAGUCAUGUGGUCGUUGACAAUCCACACGGUCUAGAUCAGCAGCUUGCUGCCCUAGACUUGAACUCUGUUGAGGGACAAGGCGGAGGAACUGGCAGACGUUACAUUCCACCUCACUUGAGGAACAAAGAUGGUCCCAAAAAUGCAGGAAAUGCUUAUUCCGCUGCUAGACAGUGCGGUUAUUCAGUGGCACCAGUAAAUCUCUAUUCCUCUGGAUGGGAUGGUGGCCGCAGCAAUGGAUUUGUGAAUGGUUACCACGACAACCGCACAAAUGGGGGAUUUGGAGGGCGUGGACCUCCUCGCCAUGAUAGAGGAUUUGGUGGUUACGAGAGCAAGGAUGGCAAUUGGGGUGGACAGGCAAGAGACAAUGCCUUCAACAGCUUUGGAGGACGUAACGACAGGUCAAAGUCUGCCUUCUUUAAUGACCGCGGAGCAGGCUCAAGGGGAAGGUACGAACGUGGCGGCUUUUCUGGAGGCGGAAACAGUCGUUGGGCCGAAGAAUCCAGAGACGAGGAUUGGUCCAAGCCUACUGCCCCAAAUGAGCGUCUGGAACAUGAGCUCUUCUCAGGCAGCAAUACGGGGAUUAACUUUGAGAAGUAUGAUGAUAUCCCCGUAGAGGCCACGGGAAGCAACUGCCCACCUCAUAUUGAAAGUUUCCAUGACGUGGACAUGGGGGAGAUUAUCAUGGGCAACAUCACCCUGAGUCGCUACACACGUCCCACUCCAGUCCAGAAGCAUGCCAUUCCUAUUAUCAAGUCCAAGAGAGACCUCAUGGCCUGUGCCCAGACUGGAUCCGGAAAGACUGCGGCUUUCCUGCUUCCUGUGCUGAGCCAGAUCUACACAGAUGGGCCAGGAGACGCUCUGCAGGCAGCCAAGAAUAGUGGACAGGAGAAUGGAAGAUACGGGCGUCGUAAGCAGUACCCAAUCUCCCUCGUCCUUGCUCCUACCAGAGAGCUGGCACUUCAGAUCUAUGAUGAGGCCAGAAAGUUUGCCUAUCGCUCACGUGUGCGCCCGUGUGUGGUGUACGGUGGCGCUGACAUUGGCCAGCAAAUCAGGGACUUGGAGAGAGGCUGUCACUUGCUGGUUGCCACUCCGGGUCGCCUGGUCGACAUGAUGGAGAGGGGCAAGAUUGGUCUUGAUUACUGCAACUACUUGGUGCUGGAUGAAGCUGACCGCAUGUUAGACAUGGGCUUUGAGCCACAGAUAAGACGUAUUGUGGAGCAAGACACCAUGCCGCCAAAAGGCAUCCGUCAGACCAUGAUGUUUAGCGCCACCUUCCCCAAGGAGAUCCAGAUCCUGGCGCGCGAUUUCCUUGAGGACUAUAUUUUCCUGGCAGUCGGCCGCGUUGGUUCCACCUCAGAAAACAUCACCCAGAAGGUGGUCUGGGUCGAGGAGACCGACAAGAGGUCCUUCCUCUUAGACCUUCUUAAUGCCACAGUUAUUCCAAAUGAGAUUCAGGAAAGUGGGACAGAUGCCCCAGAAAAGCCAGGCAAAGACUCGCUGACUCUUGUCUUUGUGGAGACCAAGAAAGGUGCAGAUGCUUUGGAGGACUUUCUGUAUCAUGAGGGCUACGCCUGCACCAGCAUCCACGGUGAUCGGUCUCAGAGAGACCGCGAGGAAGCUCUCCACCAAUUCCGCUCAGGGCGCUGCCCAAUCUUGGUGGCCACAGCUGUGGCUGCAAGAGGUCUGGACAUCUCCAAUGUGAAGCAUGUCAUUAACUUCGACCUGCCCAGUGACAUUGAAGAAUACGUUCACCGUAUCGGCCGUACGGGACGUGUGGGCAACCUUGGUCUGGCCACGUCGUUCUUUAACGACAAAAACAGCAACAUAACCAAAGACUUACUGGACAUUUUGGUGGAGGCGAAGCAGGAGGUCCCGUCCUGGCUGGAGAGCCUGGCCUACGAGCACCAGCACAAGAGCAGCAGUCGCGGUCGCUCCAAGAGGUUUUCUGGUGGUUUUGGCGCUCGGGACUACCGACAGACACCAGGAGGAUCUGGAGGCUUCGGUGGCAACCGCACAGGCCGAACUUCUGGUGGACAUGGAGGGAACCGUGGCUUCGGUGGAGGUGGCUUUGGAGGCAACUUUUACGGCAACGACGGCUACGGAGGAAACUACAGCCACUCGGGAAGUGUGGACUGGUGGGGCAACUAGUCGCUAGAGGAGUAGGUUGCCAUGCCACCCUGAUGGGAAACCACAUGUUUCAAAAGAAAAAAAACGCCAGACCGUAACAACCCUCCCUGUGUAGCUUCACGGACAUACAGUACAUUAGCCAGCCUGGUUCUCGGCCGGGCGCUCGUCUCAAAACAAUCACACGAGCGCAGCGUGACGCUAAGGAAAGUCGGCAGCAGCACGUGCACACACAUGUGCACUGCAGCGACGAGCGCACCUCUGAGUGUGAGCAUGGACGCUGACAUAUGCACAGUUAUUAGAAGAAGCAUUUUGGGGGAGAAACCCCUGACCCCCCUUGAAAUAGCCAAACCAACAACCGGAGGAGCACUUGUGUAUUCAUCUUCUCUGCUUUUUGGAAUUGAAACAGGUUAAAUCUGUGUUCUUAUUUCUCCUGACAAAUGGCCAAGAGCUCACAUUUUAGUUUUGAUUGUUAAGUUUGGUGGCUAAUAUCAGAAAUGUAAAAAAAAAAAAAAAAAGAGAGAAAAGCUCAUAUGUAAUCAAACCUUGGCAAAAACUGGAGUGUUGUGGCUCCUUGAGUCACGAUUCCAUUUGAACCUCAAAUUCUCUACCAAACAGCUGACGGGCCCACUGUGCCGCUCUGAAUUAUCCGCAUUUGAAUUUUUUUUUUAUUUUUUGCUCACUCUAUCCUGAACUGGCUCCUUUUGAUUUUACCGCGAAGGCAGUGGUUGUUCUCUGAAUUAACCACGCCCGUUAAAUGCACGUCAUCCAGUUCAGUGCCAACAAUGGCUAAUGUUUCAACGAACUUGUUACUCCACCAUUUUGUUUUCCUUCUUAUUUCAAUUGACUUGACAGUGUUACGGCAGCUACCACGUUACCGAGCGCUAGCGACACAAAGUGGACCGUGUGUUUGUGGUUCACUUUUUUUUUCGAUGUACAAAUUGUAGAAGAAAAAAAAACUGAGUCCGAUUUUUUGUUUGCGUUCGCAUCUAAACAAAAAAACACCUGCGUAAAUCGUGAAAGUAGGCUGCAUUAAAAGGACCACCGCAUCGGGAGGGCGUAUUGCAGCGUCGACCCCAUCUCGCACUGCGACGGUCCACAUGUGCAAGUGUUAUGUUUUUUGGUCAAGGUGAAAGGUCACGUGAGUCGCAGGCUUCAACAUUUUCUCUUUUUCAAGCUGCGUUUUGGGGGUUGGGGGCCACCUUUCAUCGCUUUAAAGCAGGGGUUGGCCAACAGUCAACACUUAAGAAGCAAACAAAUUGUUCAAUCGUUACCUCACGUGUGCUCGCUGAGGAUUAGAAAAAGGUUCCCCACCCCUGCUUUAAAAGAUGACGGGGUUAUCAAUUUAACCAGGAAGUGAGGAGGCGGGGCUAAGUGAAAUGGGGCGCAGUUGUCAUUGGUGUAACCACUGGAUGGGGGAGGGUUUCGUGUCGUCCCCUGUGGAGGGGGUCAUUUAAAGUACUGUCUGCAUGGCCACACGUGUGGCCAUGCUCGGAUGCUCUCAUCAGGUGUGUUGUGCCUUGAAAACGUUUUUUAAUAAAACUACUUCUGCGAAUUAAAGCAGAUGCACUGAUCGCGUUGAGAAGCCGAGGUCGAAUGGUGCUACUUGAUUUCGCCGCGUCGAGACCCUCGUGUGUGUGCGUGCGCGCGCGCUUGCAUGUUUGUGCCCAUCAAGUUUUACUAACAUUCUUUUUAUUGCACAUCCAGAGUUUUAUAUAGAUGUCUGGCUUAUGUGUCCUUAGGCUUCCAAAUACAGUGUGUGAGGAGAUCGGUGGCGGUUGGAGAGUAAAACAAACACAAAAAAAACGCAGCUUGUUUACAAAGGGGUGUGGGUUCUCAAUGUUAAAAACCAGGAUUUAUUUGGGACCAGGGGGGGGGGGUUUAGCAGUCGGCGGGUGGGAAAUUUAGCCAUUUGCACAGAUUUCUAGAUUCUACUUUUGCUGCUAGUUUUUGUGUAAUUUAUUAAGCAUUUUUGACAAAUAUUUAUUUUUGUAAGCCUCAAAAGUGAUUCUUUGAAAGUUUCAGAAAACUUGACCAAAAGACAGUACAAAAAAAAAAACACUGGCACUUGAAUGUUGAAUGUCACCUGUAUGCGUGAAAUUUCUAUAUUCCGGGUAGUGUGAGCUUUUUAAUGUUCGAUACAUCUGACUCAGUACCUACUUGAUAACAAAAUCCACAGCUGUGUUCAGGGCCUCUGCGGGGCCGGUCAUCUGAUUUAUUAAAAUUCUCCCUAUUGGUCUGCAAAAGAAAAAAAAAAUACAAAUUGCAAAUGUAAUUGAAGAAAAAAAAACAUGCCAAGGUUUGGAAUUAAGCUGUCAAAGAGCAAAUCUAUUUCCUAAGCGUAGCGUUGAAGUGUUCUGAUUCUCCUACUGUGUGCAUAACUCUUGAUUUGGUCCGAUUCUUUUUCUCCAGUGAAUGUCUGGCACAUGGCAAUCCUUAAAGAAACGAACAUGUGGUUUAUUGUCAUUGUUGUAUUUGCAUUAUAUAUUACUGCUCUCUAGUUCUUAUGGAAGUGGAAAACGUCAUGCACCGGAAGCUUCCGGUUGUGUUUCUACCUUCCAACUGUCGAACCGCAGAGCUCUUUAGAUGUAGACUUUGCUUUCUGUAUUAGCUUCCAGGCUAAUGCGCAGCUUGGGAAAUAACUGCUGCACAUUUGUAUGAUUUUAUCAGAAUAAAUAUGUUUGAAUGCAAAAGUUUCUGGAAAGCAAAUUUCCAGCAUGUUUACUGUAGUAGUAAGAGGGUGCGAGAGUUGCCUGUAGCAAUGCUGCCCCUUGCCAAUGGGGGCAAGCCAACUUUCUAAUUGGUAUUGAUUGGAUGGGCUUCAUUUCUUUUGAGGAAAUUCUAUAAAGAUUUCAUUUGUAA
Hippocampus comes (tiger tail seahorse) is the source of this 5272-nucleotide messenger RNA. RefSeq names its product DEAD-box helicase 3 X-linked a (gene ddx3xa). The transcript has 20 exons. The record is from RefSeq and is a predicted model, not a curated record. Lineage: Eukaryota; Metazoa; Chordata; Actinopteri; Syngnathiformes; Syngnathidae. Gene Ontology annotation, molecular function: nucleic acid binding; RNA helicase activity; ATP binding. The coding region runs from base 284 to 2434 and encodes 716 amino acids.